Abrus precatorius (Indian licorice) is the source of this 715-nucleotide messenger RNA. RefSeq lists its product as uncharacterized. The transcript is spliced from 3 exons. Bases 168 to 593 code for a protein of 141 amino acids. The record is from RefSeq and is a predicted model, not a curated record. NCBI's taxonomy places the organism in Eukaryota, Viridiplantae, Streptophyta, Magnoliopsida, Fabales, Fabaceae.
UCCACAAAGAAAGCAUCUUCAAUCUUUGGAUUGAUUGCUAAGGUUCGUUUUUUAUUUGCCUUUUAUUCGUUUCUCUGACAUCGGUGUUGUGAAAUUUUGGUUGCUCUCUCUCUGCAAUCGGGCUUUAUCGCCCAUUGAGCGUUCAAAUCCAUGGUCGUCAGUUUUCAAUGGACCCCUUCCCAGUGCGCACCACUCCUCCAAUUGAACAAGAAGACGAGUGGGACACUGAUGGAUUUGUGAUUCCAAGUUUGGGAAUUGGAGACUCGGAUCGAAGUAAACCUUUUGUACCCGAGAUAGAAUCUUCAAAUUCUUGUGCAAAGUCUAAGAAGGAAGAAAACAUCUAUUUGGGCCCGCACGGAGCGCCUCCUUCACAAUCAAAACAGCAAGAGCUAAAUUCAUCGAACCGGAAGCAGCGGUUGAAGCAAAAAUUGAAAGAAGCUGAUAUGAGAAUUAGUGGGACGGGUAGGGAGAAUAAAGUUGAUAAUCUGAGGGAGCUUGUGGGCGGUGGAAAAAAAAGUGUCAACAUGGCAGAGGGAUCCCCCAAGGACUGGUUAGAUCCACAUUGCCAUGAAUCUCAGUUUGAGAGGAGGUAAUGCAUGCGUUGGAGAUUUUGGUUUCAUUCAGCUAUUUUUUCUUGGAGAACGUCCACUUUAGCCCUUUUUGUUAUAUCGUUUGAUGCAUCUCUUGAAACCCCCGUUUCCGACGUUAUGUACUC